This is a messenger RNA of Tinamus guttatus (white-throated tinamou), 2271 nucleotides long. NCBI's taxonomy places the organism in Eukaryota, Metazoa, Chordata, Aves, Tinamiformes, Tinamidae. The record is from RefSeq and is a predicted model, not a curated record.
AAUACACAUGCCAAAAGAUGGAUUCCAACUUAUAUCUUCUGGAUACCAAGCAUGGCUAAAGCAGUGCUCUAUGCCCAGAUCUCUGUGGCUGGGCUGCUCCAGCCUGGCGGACAGCAUGCCCUCGCUGCGAUGCCUCUAUAACCCAGGGACUGGCGCGCUCCCAGCUUUCCAGAAUUCUUCUGAGAGGGAAGACUGUAAUAAUGACGAGCCCCCUAGGAAGAUCAUUCCUGAGAAGAAUUCACUUAGACAGACCUACAACAGCUGUGCCAGACUGUGCUUAAACCAGGAAACAGUGUGUCUAGGAAGCACUGCUAUGAAGACUGAGAAUUGUGUGGCCAAAACCAAACUUGCCAAUGGCACUUCCAGUAUGAUUGUGCCCAAGCAAAGAAAGCUGUCUGCAAGCUAUGAGAAGGAGAAGGAGCUCUGCGUCAAGUAUUUUGAACAGUGGUCCGAGUCUGACCAGGUGGAGUUUGUAGAGCACCUCAUCUCCCAGAUGUGUCACUACCAGCACGGACAUAUAAACUCAUACCUCAAACCCAUGUUACAGAGGGACUUCAUCACUGCACUGCCAGCUCGGGGACUGGACCACAUUGCAGAGAACAUUCUGUCCUACUUGGACGCGAAGUCGCUGUGCGCCGCGGAGCUGGUGUGCAAGGAGUGGUACCGGGUGACGUCGGACGGCAUGUUGUGGAAGAAGCUCAUCGAGAGGAUGGUCAGGACGGACUCCCUGUGGAGGGGGUUGUCAGAGAGGAGAGGAUGGGGACAAUACCUAUUUAAAAAUAAGCCUCCUGAUGGGACUGCACCACCCAACUCCUUCUACAGAGCACUUUACCCCAAAAUUAUACAGGACAUAGAGACAAUAGAGUCAAACUGGCGAUGUGGAAGGCACAGUUUACAGAGAAUCCACUGCCGAAGUGAGACAAGCAAAGGAGUUUACUGUUUACAAUAUGAUGAUCAGAAGAUAGUAAGUGGCCUACGAGACAACACUAUCAAGAUCUGGGAUAAGAAUACAUUGGAAUGCAAGCGAAUUCUCACCGGACACACGGGUUCUGUCCUGUGCCUCCAGUAUGAUGAACGGGUGAUCAUUACUGGAUCUUCAGACUCGACUGUCAGGGUGUGGGAUGUGAACGCGGGCGAGAUGCUGAACACGCUGAUUCACCACUGCGAAGCGGUGUUGCACCUCCGCUUUAACAACGGCAUGAUGGUGACAUGUUCCAAGGACCGCUCCAUUGCCGUGUGGGACAUGGCUUCACCCACAGAUAUCACCCUGAGGAGGGUGCUGGUAGGGCACCGAGCUGCUGUCAACGUAGUGGACUUUGAUGACAAGUACAUUGUAUCAGCAUCAGGCGACAGAACUAUAAAGGUAUGGAACACGAGUACCUGCGAGUUUGUGCGCACCCUAAAUGGGCACAAACGGGGCAUCGCGUGUCUGCAGUACAGAGACAGGCUAGUAGUGAGCGGCUCUUCGGAUAAUACCAUCAGGCUGUGGGAUAUCGAGUGCGGGGCAUGUUUGCGAGUGCUGGAAGGCCACGAGGAGCUGGUGAGAUGCAUACGCUUUGACAACAAGAGGAUAGUCAGCGGGGCCUAUGAUGGGAAAAUUAAAGUGUGGGAUCUGGUGGCUGCUUUGGACCCCCGAGCUCCAGCAGGGACCCUCUGCCUGCGAACCCUUGUGGAGCAUUCUGGAAGAGUCUUUCGACUUCAGUUUGAUGAGUUUCAGAUCGUCAGCAGCUCGCAUGAUGAUACCAUCCUCAUCUGGGAUUUUCUGAACGACCCAGCUGCCCAAGCAGAAUCCACUCGCUCCCCGUCCAGAACAUACACCUACAUCUCAAGAUAAAUAACACUACACUGUACCUCACACUUGCACAGGACUCAUUUAAGCUGCAGUAUUUAAAUUAUCUGCCAAUGCCAGGACAAAAGAACUAUCCACGUAACCAAUACUUGCUGAAGAGAGUGCUCUCAGACUUGUUUCUGGAACAAAGUUGGCAUGCGGUUGAUCUCAGACAGGGUCUACUCAGCGCGGCUGACUGCUAAAGUGCUGCUAUAUCAGAAGAUGACUUUUAUCUGACAUGAACGAUUAACAUUUUUAAACCCUCCCUUUUUCCCCCUCUUCCCCAUUUUCCUUUUCACUCCUCUUCCCUGUGCCCUCUUUGGUUCCCUUCCAGACCCAGUCACAGAUGUCCUAUGAAUAUAUUUAAGAUGUUGCCAGAAUGUCUUGCUUUGCUGUUAAGCAGAAGACUUAUAGCCACAGUGCACCCUGCUGAGAGAGUCACU